Phycodurus eques (leafy seadragon) is the source of this 2634-nucleotide messenger RNA. RefSeq names its product C1q and TNF related 12 (gene c1qtnf12). Bases 868 to 1830 code for a protein of 320 amino acids. Gene Ontology annotation, molecular function: hormone activity. Lineage: Eukaryota; Metazoa; Chordata; Actinopteri; Syngnathiformes; Syngnathidae. The record is from RefSeq and is a predicted model, not a curated record. The transcript is spliced from 8 exons.
GGGGUGGGAGGACAGCUCCUUAUAAAAACUCCACCGCGCUCCUCCUGGAUGCUCAGAAAGUGAACAGGGGAGAACAUGGCUACACAGAGAACAACAGCAAAACUCAUUCCUGGCAUCUGAUGUCAAACCGAUGUGAGUUUGCUGGAGGGGGGGCGACCUUCAGCGAGCCACCACAGCACCUGAGUGCCAUGCGGUAGAAAGAUUGCAGUUCGACCCUGUGAUUGUGCAAAGGAAUUUUCAAGAACAACCACCAGAAAGAGAUUUGAAAGACUGGAGCUCACACUACGGUGUCCAAUUGUCCCGCGAGCGGACACACUAAAAGACUGCAACAUCUUUUUGGCGACCCCCGACUUUGGCUGACCUUUGCCUUUUAGCAAUUACCGCAUCACUUUGCCGGAUCCGCUGCACAGUGAGAGUGUGAGAAGAAGCAGUCGCUGCAAACCCGCAAAUUUUUGACGCCCCUCCUCUCUGCUUCUUCUUCAUCUUCUGAUAGACCUCCUUAGCCCCCUACCUCCCAUCUUUCAGCUCACCCCCCAACAGAGCAGAAAGCGUGAAAAAUCUCACUAAUGGGUUUAUUUGCUGUCAGAUCUGAGCCCAAGUGUCAUUCCCUCGGAGCAUAUUGCUUGAAACAUUUCAUUGUUGAGUAAGCCUGCACCAAGUGGCCGAGGUGGGUGAGGGGGGGUGGGGGGUGGGGGGGGGGGGUAGGGGGGCUCAGCUGCAGUAGUCAGUGUGACUGUCUCUUGGAGUUGCUGCAUUCUUUUUGGCUCCUUCUCAUCAUUCAGGACGUUGGGUUGGUAAGCAUCCUUGAGUAGGCGCCACCUCAAGAGUAUUCAGUCGCCAUCAAAAUCCCGGUGCAAUUUUGUGGAGAUGUGGUGUGGGACUGCUCCCCUGCUUGUGGCGCUUGCAAUGUGUUGGACUUACUGCAUCUUGGAUGGAGUAGAAGCUAAAAAGGAGAGGAAGAAGCUGAAGGAGACACCACUGCAACACACAGAGACCUACAACGUGACUCUGUCCAACAGCGAAGAAGAGUCUGGAAUUCCCAAGGUUUCUGACAACCAGAGAGUGGAUCCAUUGGGAUCAUGGAUGGACUUUGUCAAAAGACCUGUUGGCAACUUCCCAGCGAAAUGUCGCAAACGGAAAAGACCUCUGCCAGGCCCACCUGGUCCUCCAGGUCCUCCGGGCCCACAAGGACCACCUGGCUCACCUGGAGCCGAGGUGACCCAGGAAGUUCUUCUUCAAGAGUUCAAAGAAAUGAUAAAAGAAGCUACAGAGAGACGAGCCGUGCCUGUGGAUCGACAAACCCCUUCCAGCCAGCUUCCCGUGGCUCUCCUCACACUGCAGGAGGGCAUGACCUCCUACAGGAGGAUAGAUGAGGGUUUCCACUGCAAACUCAAAGGACCCAUAGUGGUGGACAAGAAGACUCUGGUGGAGCUCCAGAAUUUUCAAACACCACCAGCUAAGGGAGCCUUCCUGAGAGGGUCAGGCAUGGACCAGUCUACUGGCAGAUUCACCGCCCCUAUCACAGGGAUCUACCAGUUCUCUGCCAAUGUCCACAUUGAUCACAGUGAAGUGAAGAGAAGCAAAAGCCAGUUGAAGGCCAGGGACAAUAUCCGUGUAUUAAUCUGCAUCGAAUCACUUUGCCACAGAUACACCUCAUUGGAGAUGAUUGUUGGCUUGGAGAGUAACAGUCGGAUCUUCACUGUGAGUGUUCAGGGACUCUUGGAGCUCCAGGCAGGUCAGUACACCUCCAUCUUUGUGGACAACGCAGCUGGAGCCUCCAUUACGAUACAGAACGGCUCCGACUUCAUGGGCAUGCUCCUCGGGGUGUAGCGUCACGUCGCGGCAAUCUGCGAUCGUCCUCAAAUGAACCGCUCACGAGCGCCACCAUACGACAGCAAGCACGGCCACGUUCCGAGCGAGUUCGAACUGAAUUUUGACCUGACGCUGUGUGAUAAGCUGUGGGUUGAAGUGGGCGGAGCUAAAGUGAUUUGUGUUUUCUAUUUCACUGCCUCUUCCUUGGACCAGCUCGUGCUGCUUCACCAGUAAAAUGACCUGAACAUGCAAUACGUUAUUGUCAUGCUUGUGAGUCUUUUUACUCCACGUACUGUACAACAUAGAACGAACAUGAACUAGGGUUUUCUGUGUAUAUAUGACUCAUACAGUCUUUAAUUCAUUUUCUCAACAAUUUAAUCCAAUAUUUUUUAAAAAAUUUUUUUAAAUAUUAGUUGUGAUUGAUGCUGAGAUGGUAACAACACAGCACCGAUCGGUGUUUUUUAGGGUGUGGUUGUCAUGGUUACACCCUUGUAGGUCCCAAUAAUGUUGAUUUGAUCCUGCCCUUUUGCAUCACCAGGCUGUAUAUCAAUGAUUGUUAUAUACUGUAUUCCUGCCAUACAUUUGUAAUUUAUCAUAACUGCAUAAAAUACAUUAGGAUUGUACUUUAUGAUAUUUAUAUUUGAGAAAAUGUAUCAAUCUUAUGAUAUUUGACAGUUAGAUUCCUGCAGCAAUAAAAUUAUAUCUUUUUACUGUAUUGUAACAAUGUGUGACUAUGCUGCUACGUUUGAAUUGUAUGAAACUGACAUAGUCACUGGACAUAGGAGUGAAAAUAAUAAAGAUGAUACAUUUGUGUUUGCACAC